CACACACACACACACACACACACACACACACACACACACACACAAGCAACCACUGGCAGCAGGUCAGAGGUCAGGGCAGACUGGGAUGUUUCGUUUGCACCUUUAACGUAAAGUUCUGCUCUUCUGAAUCCGGGAGGCGGGGAGAGAUGAGGAAGAGGAGGAGGAAGACGAGGAGGAAGAGGCAGGUCUGUCGGCUGCAGGAUUCCAUCACUCUUGGCAACCGUUGUUGAGUUUCCACGGAAACACUAAGCCAUGUUCCCUGCUUUCUCUUUUGUCCUCCUUCAUCACUCUCUGCUCUCUCUCUCUCUCCCUCUCUCUCUCCAUCCCGUCUUUAUCGCUGGUCGACCUCCCCCUUGCGUUGCCACGACGAUGCUCGGAGUCCGCCGCAGUGUUGGAGCGCGGAGUUGAACUGAUCGCCUUCCUUUUGCUGUUUCUUCUUCCCCUCUUUAAAGACAAAAAAAAAAGAGAAAAAAAUUGUUUGAUUGCUUUGCAGCCUCUCACCCUCCAUCCCCACUGGGCAGCCAUUUGGACUGCCCUGCAGAGUGACAUCAGAGGAAGUUGGAUGAAGUUGGAAAACUCUUGUACUCUUCUUCUUCUUCUUCAACGUUGCGUUGAUGUGUUUUCCACUUCGGCGAUCUGAGACGCCUUUGCGGGGACCAAACUCCACUCUGUGAACACUUCUGGAGAGAAAGACAAAAAGAGAAAAGAAAAAAAAAACUUGCAGAGAGAGAUGAGUGAUGAGGCGGAGGAGGCGCAGCUCCCUGUGGGAGUGAUGGAAACCGAGGAGGAGCAACAGGAGGGUGGACUUUUCCAGGAGUUGUUGGAGGAACAGGAGGAGCGGGAAGAGGUGGAGGAGGUGAAGAUGUCACUCACGGAGGAGAUGCAGCCAUGCGAGGUCGAGGAGAUGCAGCAAGCUGAGGAGGAGGAGGAGGAGCAGCAGCUGCAGGAGGAAGAGGAGGAGGAGGAGGUGCAGGGUGAGGAGAUGCUACAGACUGAGCAACAGCAGCUGCAGGAAGGCGAGGGGACGCACACCGAGGAGGUGCAAGACUUUGCUGACACUCUGGAGCAGAACCACAACAACCAGGUCCUGAUCCGACUCAGAGGAAUGCAGAAAUACAAAAUUACAUCACAGAGGCUGAAGGCGGCCCUGGAGCAGAUGGACCGGGGCGUCGUGGACCUGCAGGAGCUCCGCAGAAACCUGGAGCUGGCGGCGGCCAUGUUGGACGCCGUCUACACAGACGAGACCAGGCGCCUGCUGGACACAGAGGACGAGCUCAGCGACCUGCAGGCGGAGUCCGUGCCGAGCGAGGUGCGCGAUUGGCUGGCGUGCACCUUCAGCCGGAAGAUGGGCAUGGCCAAGCGGCGUCCCGAGGAGAAGCCGAGGUUCAGAAGCAUCGUUCACGCGGUGCAGGCCGGGAUCUUUGUGGAGAGGAUGUACAGACGGACGUCUAACAUGGCUGGGCUGACCUACCCUCCCACAGCUUUGACAGCUCUCAAGGAGGUGGAUCAGUGGUCCUUUGACGUUUUUGCCUUCCACGAGGCCACUGGAGAACACGCCCUCAAAUUCCUGGUGUAUGACCUGCUGACCCGCUAUGACCUCAUCAACAGGUUCAGGAUCCCUGUGCAGGCCCUGGUGCAGUUUGUUGAGGCCCUGGAGAACGGCUACAGCAAACACAGAAACCCCUACCACAACCUGAUCCACGCUGCCGACGUCACGCAGACCGCCCACUUCCUGAUGCUGCACACCGGACUGAUGCACUGGCUAAGUGAGCUGGAGAUCCUUGCCAUGGUUUUUGCUGCGGCGAUCCAUGACUUUGAACACACGGGAACCACAAACAACUUCCACAUCCACACCAGGUCGGAGGUCGCCAUCCUGUACAACGACAGGUCGGUGCUGGAGAACCAUCACGUCAGCGCCGCCUACAAGCUGAUGGCCGAGGAGGACAUGAACAUCCUGGUCAACCUAAACAAAGAAGACUGGAGGGAGCUGAGGGCUCUGGUGAUAGAGAUGGUGAUGUCCACAGACAUGUCCUGCCACUUCCAGCAGAUCAAGACCAUGAGGAACGCCCUGACACAGACAAACGGUAUAGACAAAGUGAAGGUUUUAUCUCUGAUGCUUCACGCAGCAGACAUCAGUCAUCCUGCCAAAGCCUGGCCGCUGCACUACCACUGGACUCACAGCCUGAUGGAAGAGUUCUUCAGACAGGGAGAUAAAGAGGUGGAACUUGGUCUUCCUUUCUCUCCCCUCUGUGACCGAAAAGCCACCAUGAUCGCCCAGUCACAGAUAGGUUUCAUAGACUUCAUCGUGGAGCCCACUUUCACUGUACUGGUUGACACAACAGAGAAGGUGAUCGGACCUCUGGUAGAAGAAGACAGGAAGGCCAAAGAGAGUGGAAACAGAAGGUCCAGCCUAACAGGAAGCGGUUCGGUCACUGUGGAGUCGGUGCAAAGACACAGCAGCAAUCGCCAUGGAAACACCGACGAUGGACAGAUGAACUUUUCCCUGACGGCCAUUGACCUGCCUGCUCUGAGGCACCACCUCUCCAGCGUCAUCGCCAGCAACAAGGACCGAUGGAAGGAGCUGUCUGUGCACGAGCUGGCCAAGAAGGAGAAAGAGGAGACCGAGGCGAAAGACGAAGGUGAAGACGCCCCGUCCCAGGCCUCGCCCAGCCGCGGUGUCACAGAUCCACCGCAGAAGUCAGACGAUUGCGCUUCGGCUGGAAAGCGUGAUGAUAAGUCACCCGACCACACGGCUGCGGAUCACCUGACCUGGAACGGAGCAGAGGAGGAAGAGGAGGAUGACAAAGUGCCUGAAAAUGCCUGAUGACCCAAACCUACAAGUCCUUUAAUAAUCUGACUUUGACAGAUCACCAUGGCAACAGGCAGCUCGGUUGCAGUAACCACUAGGGUUUAGACUCUUCUGUGUAAAGAAGCUGACUCAGUGGCUCCUCGGUGGCCCCCAGAGGGCCUCCAGAUUAUCUGUUUACAAGUGAAUGUGGAUAAAUCACACAUCGGAGUGACCACCCCCCAUCAGAUCAUGGCUUCUUAGCAGCUUCCUGGUUCAUUUUCUGUCAGGCUCAGAAGGAAAUUGUCUGGAAAAACCAAAGAGUGUGUGAUGGUUGGCGAAUCGCCGUUCACAAUUACCGCAGGCACAACGUCGUCUAUCAGGACGAGUGAAGCACGAAGCUGUUAAGAAGCAGCUGCGGCGGCGACAUCGGCGGGUGUGUAGUUUUGUUUAGACGCCUUCAGUGAUCCGUGGCGGGAGCGAGGCGUCGCUGCUGCUCUGCUCUCUGCUCCGACUCCACGCUCUCGGGUAUGUCGUAAUCACCUGACACACCUCCGCGUCUGCGACGCGAGUUCUUGCCGUUGAGAUGCUGGUUGAGUCAAAGCAUUGAAGUGGAUGUGAGUACGCUGACUCAAACAAGCUUUUAAAUUCCUGAAAUUACUUUCUUUUACUCUUCAGGAGCUUUGGUCCUCUAAUUCAGUUAAAAAAAAAUAAUUGUAACUCAUAUCUUCCAAGUACCUUCAAAGAGUCACUGAGAACGGUGACACUUUGGACUGGAGGGAUCAAACCGAAUCAAAUCAAGUCUCACAGCCAAUCAGAAGAGGCCUCCGACCGAAGGCCGCGGCUGUGUGUCAGUGAUGCUGUGCUAACAAUUCAACUUCUAGGCAGCAGAGAUGAUAUUUCACAAUAACAUGUCGCGGACGUCACCAUCGCUUGUCGAAAAGCACCACUGAUCCUCCUCCUUCGCUUUUGCCGCCGGUCUUCAAAGGUCUUCAUGGCAGUCUGGUCUGACACGGCGAAGUCUGAGGUCUGAUCGUUGCUCAUUGUGAUCAAUAGACGUAGCUUUAACUUCCACAUUUGUUCUUUGGUCCUGUUCCACGUCCAUGAAGCCUGCUUUUUGAGCUCCUCUGGGAUUUGGUGUGAAAUCUGAAACUUGGUGUAAAUGUAAAAAAAAUAAAAAAAAGUAGCCUCCGAUGAUAUCCAUCUGAUGAAAAUCACAAUAGAUUGACAAAUUUUAUUAAUAUUACAUGUGUGUUGGAGAUGUUUUUGUCAUAUUGAAAAGACAAAGCUUCUAGGACAAUGUCCAUUGGACAGAUGAGACAAAAUUUUAGCUUUUUCACAGGACAUAUCGGCCAUAAUGUCCAGACACAGAAAACUGAAGCAGGACCGAGACAAGAGCACAAUGUCUGCUGUCCAACACGGAGGAGGCUGAGUCAUGCUCUGGGGCUGCUUUGCUUUGCUUCCUCUGAAAUCUGUGCAGAAUAAAACGACUGCCUAGCGCCUUCCAACAAAAUAGUGACAGAAAACACAGCUAAAAACUCCCAAGAAUGGCUUAGAGCAAAACAUUGGACUGUUCUGAAUUGUCCUUCUACAUUCAAUAGGAGCUGAAAUCUACCAUCUGGAGAAGACGCCCUGCAAACCUCACACAGUUUUCCCUGUCAGUUGAGGAAAGUCCCUGCUGACGGGUGCAGAAGCCUCACUGACACUCACAGUGAUUGAUUGCAGUUAUUACCUUCAAAAAUAUUAAGUAAUUAUCAUUUUUGUCCGGGCAUGUUGCACGAGUUGGCUUUUUAAAAUGAUUCUGCUGAAACACGAUUGAGAAGAAACGUCUGAUUUUCAGUGGUUCAUUUUCAGGGAGUUUUAUUUAUCAUGACUUUUGUUUGUUUCAACUUAUGUCAGUGACCUUUGUGGGCUUUUCAUUUUGCGUUGUUUAAUUUCUGCUGACCCGUCACACGCCGCCCUGCCUUCACUUGACGCUUGCCUUCCCAAAAUUCAUUCUCCACUUUAUUACCCAGAGUAGACGGGGUUUCUUUGUCCUCUCUUCUCAUAUCCAUUGUUUCCUUCUGUGUUCCUUUUCUUUAAAUUGUCUCUCAUUCAGAUGUUCUUCAUAUUUUUAUUUGUGGACUUUCUGCAUCUGUCUUUGUUUCAGUCAAAUAAAAACGUCUCUGUCAUUGGACGACUGGUCUGUCUGAUUGCGAGUCCCUCGACCGCCGCCUUAAACGAAGAAGAGGAACGUAAGAGCUGAACAGUUUAGACGAUGCCUCAGACGACCAUUUAUUUUAAUAACUCUGAAAAAUAAAUGCGGCUGUUUGACACUAUCCCGAAUUCAACAGAAUCCAUCACCCCUACGUUCCCAUCUUGCAUCUCUCUGGUUGCAGACCCAGCAGUUGUCACAGCACCACUAAUUCUUCCUGGGAUGACACUAAGCAUUGUGUGUUGCCAAAGUAACGCCCGACUCUGGCAACGCAGAUUGCUUUUUGUCCAGGUGGGGAGCAGAGCAGCAACAGUGAGGUGGUCUGGAUUUUACCACAAGGCGUCUUCUUCACGAGAUGUUUUCAUGCAGCAAUGUCUUCUUGUUCUUUAGGACAAUGUGUCCACAGCGUAAUAUUAUGACCUUGUAUAAACCGUGGAGACAGAUCAAUAACGGAGGCCCCCGGUCUUCUGAUGAGAACCAGAUUACUGCAGCUCUUCAUCCAGGCCGACUCUCUUCUCUGUGUCACCGUUGCGACUGCUGACUGUGAAAAAUGGCGGGGCGGCCGCAGUAUGGCCACGGCGAUGAGGUCAUUGUCGGAUUCCACGUUAACGGCCAAAGAGCCGUCGCCAAGCCAAGAUGACCAACAGUGAAGACUCUGUAGACGCUCAGAUCGCUGUGUCUGUCCAUGCGAUGUUCGCUGUGGUCGUUGUGUAUCCUUGGCUCUUCGUGUUACAGAGUGUGUAUGUUGGAAAUGGGAGGUCGAGAGAGACACAGAGAGAGAGACAGUGUGUGUGUGUGUGUGUAUGCUGUACAGUCAUUUAUUGUAUUAAAUAUCCUAAACUCCG
This is a messenger RNA of Poeciliopsis prolifica (blackstripe livebearer), 5824 nucleotides long. RefSeq names its product phosphodiesterase 1A, calmodulin-dependent (gene pde1a). Bases 731 to 2824 code for a protein of 697 amino acids. The transcript has 16 exons. NCBI's taxonomy places the organism in Eukaryota, Metazoa, Chordata, Actinopteri, Cyprinodontiformes, Poeciliidae. The record is from RefSeq and is a predicted model, not a curated record. Gene Ontology annotation, biological process: signal transduction. Gene Ontology annotation, molecular function: 3',5'-cyclic-nucleotide phosphodiesterase activity.